Messenger RNA from Dracunculus medinensis (Guinea worm), 2478 nucleotides. Lineage: Eukaryota; Metazoa; Nematoda; Chromadorea; Rhabditida; Dracunculidae. The record is from the annotation of a GenBank genome assembly.
AUGAUGCGUAUUGAGAAGGAUGUUAAACCAAGUCUGAAUUCAGUUGCUUUCAAUCCUCCUGAUGAAGAAAAAGCAUCGGCUGACAAUUAUGAAGAGUCGUCGAAAUAUAUGCAUCCCAUAGUUAGUGCUGCACAGCGAGCAGCUCGUCGAAUAUCAAUGAAAGCACGCAGAAAUUUGGGAAAGAAAGUACGAAUUAUGGAUGAGCCACAAAUAAUUCCUAUAUCUCCUCGACCUGGUAAAACUCCUGGAAUUAUCAAAAUGCCCAAUUUUUUGAAUGACAAAUCGGAUAUAUCUACCAAUAAUUCGAAAAUUCGCUCAAAAGCGGGAAUUCAUAAAGAAGCAUUAUCUUGCCAUUUGAUGGAUUUAAGAAGUCGCAAAAGAACUGGACCUUCUCCUUCCAGUUUUACGUCUAUACCAAAAAGAUCGAAAAACAGGAAAAAAAUUGAAGAGGCAGAAAAAGAAAAUGAAAAGAAUGAUGAACAUGAAUUUUUAAAGCAAAAGCGACGAAGCAGUUUAUUUAUUCCUGUCCCCAGUACUGGAUCGUGCGCAAAGGUGAAAGUUUGGCUGUUGAUGCAAUGUGAACAAAAAUUUUCUGACGGAUCACUUUUGAACGAUCAAGAAUCGCCUCAAACCAAUCAAAUAGCUCACUUAAAUGCUGGCGAUAGCGAUUUGAAACAACUUGCAGAAGAGCUUGAUGAUGCUCAAUCAAAAUCAGUGAAUGUGUUAUCAAAAGAAAAAAUAGCGCCGUUGUUUGAGAAUAAGAAAAAAAAAGUUGGGAUGAAUCAUCCCAAAUCCAAAGUUUCCACACCGAAAAGAUUCGGUCAAUUCCAAAAUGCUUCUAUUAGCAAUACAGUCAACAAUAUCGAAAUCUGCGAAGUAAAGUUGGAAACUGAGAGUAGAAAAUCAUCAGCUCUAAAGAGGCCAAAAAAUGCAUCAGGAAAUGAUCAAAUUGCAGUAAAUCACUCUGGUAGCAUUUUCAAGAAAAGUUUAAGUGAUUUUCAUUUCAAUAGUUUGAAAGAAUUUGAUCAUGCACCAUUUUCGAAUUUUGGUCAUGUCGAUUUCUCCUCUCUAUGUAUAUCUUAUAACUCCUUCAAGCUUGCUGUCCGUAAUGAAUCCAGUCCACAUGUGGAAGAUAAAUGUAGGACAAGCAAUCCUGUUGAUUGUAAUAUAAAUGAAAAAUGUAUAAACAUUAAUAUAUCAUCCUGUGAUAUGUGGUGUGAAGCUCUACGGCCUCGCCGUCUUAGUGAAAUAUUGGCGAAUGAAAAUUCUAUCAAAAAAAUUCAUGUAUGGCUUAAGAACUGGAAAAAACGAUUAGAGAUCGAUAUUCUACCUCCAGCACCACGAAAGAAAUUGCGAAAAAGGAAGGGAGAAGAUACUGAUGAAGAUUAUGAAGAUGAUGCAAAUUUUGAUCUUUCCAACACAUUCAUUUUGUCGGGUCCAGUUGGUUGCGGUAAAACAGCAGCCAUUUAUGGAAUUGCUGAAGAGUUGGGUAUUGGAAUUAUUGAAUCGAAUUCAAGCGAGAAGCGUAGUGCUGCAAAUCUUAAAACGAAAUUACAAGGUGCCACUCAGUCUUUUGGUAAAAUUGAUUUUCAGAUUUUAUCAACUGGAAAUCUGCGAUCAGUGUUUCAAAAAAAAACACCUUUUGAAUCACUCACUCAAUUUUCAUUGAUUCUCAUCGAUGAUGCUGAUAUAAUUUUGCCCGAAGAUGAAAAUUUUUGGUCGAAUUUGAAAAACAUAUGUUUGAAUUCAAAAGUACCUAUAGUAAUCACAUGCACAGAUUCAUUCCACUUGAAACAAGAAUUAUCGAAAACGCCAAAAAUUAUUUAUGAAACUGCGGAUCUUUCAUAUCCCAAUUCUGAUCAACUUGCUAAUUAUUUUUGUGUGAGCUUUUUAACUUUUCACUAUAAAUCGAUAAGUAUUAAAGUCGUAUUAGUUUUGUCUGCAUUAGGUUUCGAGGAAUCUGAUGUGUUUAUGAAGAAUACGUUAACUUCAAUCGUUAAACAUUUUCGCUGUGAUAUUAGAGCAGUUACCAAUCAUCUGCAGUUUUAUUUCCAGUAUAAUGACAGAUCGAAGUAUCUGAAACCAACCAAUAGUAACAUAGGAUUCAUUCAAUCAUUAGCCCAGCCAUGUUUUUCUGGAAGAUUGCAUUUGGAUCUGAAUCAUAUUGAUUUAUCUGAUAUUGCCCUAAUCGAUAGGCCACCACAUUCAUCACUGAGGCAAAAAAACGAACGUUUUCUUCGUUUUCAUAAUAUUAGGCAUUCUUUGCCUAUGAUCAAAUAUUUUCCAUUUUCUGAUAUUGCAACUGAUUAUAUCCCUUAUCUGGCGUUGCUUGAUCGAACGUAUCGUUCAAAGCGUCGAAAUUCGCGUCGUUCGAUCCAUUAUUUUGAUGAAGUUCGCGGUGAAGUUGCAAUUGAUCAGUACGGUUUGCUUGAAAAUAUAUUCAGUGAUUAUGAUUUCCCAGACCUGUUUGCUCAGUAA